UUGCGACGGUGGCGUAGCGUGGCGCCACGCGAUCGACCGGCCCGACGGGACCCUCACCCCUGUGGAAACCGGAGAACCGUCGACGCGCAAGUACCGUUCGUGUCCGACUCGCAUUGUUCCUGCCCACGAUCUAAAUCGGCUGCCGCGACCCGCAGUUUUCAUCGUGUACGGUACGCGGCGUGUAUGUUAUCACGUUAAAUAAUAAGCGCGCGUUCGACCGCGAGCAAUAAUUUUACAUUCGUCAACCAUCGGCCGAACACGAUGAAAUAUCGUCCGUGUCCGGUGGAUUUUUCAAACAUUUUUUUUUAACAAAUUUAAAAGCGUUUAAUCUUCAAUAAUAUCGCGCGAGCGCAUCGCAGACUUUAUGUUUACGCAAUGCGCGCGCGUGGAUCGACCACAAGACGGCUGCCCGUAACGUUUUGGUUCACCAGGUAACUCUGUACUGUUGUUGUUGUUGUUGUUGUUGUUGUUGUUGUUAUUGUUAUUGCUGCGGUGGUGGUGGUGGUGGUAGUGGUGGUAGUGGACUGCGUCUGUGACGUUGUGGAAGGUGAGAAACCUAAACGAGAGAAUCUUACAUACUGGUGCGGUCGGAGCGAAUAGAAAAAUUAAAAAAGGAGGGAGUGAACCAGUGAACGAGAGAGAGAGAGAAAGAGUGAGUGAGAAAGAAAGGGAGCAGGAGUGAGAGGAACGAGAGAGAAAGAAACGAGAGAGGUAUUCCUGCAGGUAUAGAUACAGUGACCGCAGUGAAGAUUAGUCAUCAAGGUCUUUAUGCGCGGGUAGGCUACUCACCACAGCAAUACCGGUUUUUGCGCGCGUGAAGGUGGCCGAGAGUGUGUGUCCGUCUGCGCGCGCGCAUUUCAACGUGAACGUGUGUGCCCGUCCUAUUGUAUUUGUGUACACAAUACACGCUCAUACACACACACACACACACACACACACACAUACACAAACACACACACACCUGCGCCGGAGACAGAAGAAGGUGCAUGGCAGGUAGUCUGCUAUCGUCCAUUUUCGUGCGACCCACACUGUCGCUUGUUUCGUCGCUAACGGACCAUCACUUAUAAUCUAGUCGACGCACACCGGCGUCCGGAAAAGCGCAUCAACCACGGCCGUCCACGUUCGCGUACAUGGUCGGACUUCCACGAGGUCUCCGUGCUCGAACACGCGUAAAUCAAAGUUUUGUUGAUCCCGGACGAGUACCCUCGUAGCGGGGCUGCAGGCAGCGCCAUGGACACCGUGCGGGCCGGAAGUGCUCCGAACUUGACCGCUUGCAUUGAAGUAGACCUGAUCAACGGCAUGUCGUUAAGGACUGGCGAAAAACUCACCCAAAGUAUGUUGUGCAUUCAGGAAGAACUUGGAAACCUUAGUAUAAAAGAUAAGGAACCAGUCAAAGAUAAUGCUGUAGGGAAUAAUAAAUUGGAAUCUGAUGUAUUAAAACCAAGUGGCUGGUUUGAUGGAUUAUUAGGAUGCUUGAAACCGAUGUUGGGAAUAAUGGGAAAAGGAAACAGUCAUGAUCUUAAAUCUUAUCAAGAUAACUGGGAUAUUCCAUUUGAGUCAAUUAGUGAUUUACAAUGGUUAGGUUCAGGAGCUCAAGGUGCUGUAUUUAGUGGCAAAUUAAAAAACGAAAUUGUAGCGGUUAAGAAGGUGCGGGAACAAAAAGAAACUGAUAUAAAACACUUAAGAAAACUUAAUCAUCCCAACAUAGUUCAAUUUAGGGGUGUUUGCACUCAAGCUCCUUGUUAUUGUAUAGUAAUGGAAUAUUGUCCUUAUGGACCACUCUAUAAUCUACUUAGAGAUGGUGAAGAAAUACCACCCAUACGACUAGUAUCUUGGGCCAAACAAAUUGCAUCAGGCAUGCAUUAUUUACAUGUGAACAAAAUAAUUCAUAGAGAUUUGAAAAGUCCUAAUGUCUUGAUUGGACGCCAAGAAAUGGUGAAAAUAAGUGAUUUCGGAACAAGUCGUGAAUGGAAUGAGAUAAGUACUAAAAUGAGUUUUGCUGGUACUGUAGCUUGGAUGGCUCCUGAAAUCAUAAGAAAUGAACCAUGUUCUGAAAAAGUAGAUAUUUGGUCAUUUGGUGUAGUCUUAUGGGAACUUAUGACUUGUGAAACCCCAUACAAAGAUGUAGACUCAUCAGCUAUUAUUUGGGGUGUUGGUAGCAAUUCUUUACAUUUACCAAUACCUUCAUCAUGUCCAGAUGGUUUUCGAUUGUUAAUUAAACAAUGCUGGGCAGCAAAACCACGUAAUAGACCAUCUUUUAAACAUAUAAUGAUGCAUUUAGAUAUUGCCAGCUCUCAAGUACUAGCAAGUACACCAGAUGAAUAUUUUAAAACACAAGCUCAAUGGAAAAAAGAAAUACAAAUACACAUGUUACAAAUGCAGACUAAUGGAAGUCAUAUUCCUAAAUUUGAAGAAGAUCUAAUUAAAAAAAGAAAAAAUGAGCUAAAACAUGCACAAGAUAUUAGAGAACAUUAUGAAAGAAAGUUAGAACGAGCAAAUAAUCUUUACUUAAAACUGAGUGCUGUGUUAUUACAGUUAGAACAACGAGAAAGGGAUUUAAUUAGAAGAGAAAAACAAAUGUCCAAAGUAUACAAAAGACGACUUAUCAGACCUUUACUAAAAGCUCAAGACAAAUUGAACAAACAGGAUAAAUUUGAUUCAACUACCACAUCGCCAUCAUCGCCAGAAAAGCUUUGUCAAAAAUAUAACUCUAAUUUAACUAAAGCUACUCUAUAUGCUCAAGUAAGUAAUAAUCCUAAUAAACCUGAAUCAUUUGCUGUUUUACCAAAACAAUCUCAGAGAAAGACUCGUCCUAGAAAAGCUCAAAUUAUAUGCUCAAUGAUGAAAAAUAAAAAGUCCGAUUCUUUAAAAGAAACUAAUUGGAAGAACUGUUAUCAAACAAAUUGUAAUAAAGUUAAUAGUGAAACGCAAACUGAAACUAUUGAUUCAGGACUUCAACAAGAUAUGCUCAAUGGCAAUAUAUCUGAUUCUGCUCAUUCACAAGGUGAAGAUAGUUCAUGCAGCAGUGGAGUAAGACUGAGUGAUGAUGAGCAUUUAGAUAGACUGGGCAGACAGGUUAAUGAAAUACUGAAUAAUAACAGAUCUACAAAUAUGGCUGAUAUGUCAGAAUAUUAUCAGGAUACUGAAUCUAAUUCUAAUAAUUUUAAUCUUAAAAGGAAAAGUGCUGGCCGACGUCCAAUUGGCCCUGGUUUACGAGUACGUCGUCAUAGGAUGAUACAGUAUUGUCAUGAGCCAAAUGGAAAUUCUUUUUCAUUAAGUUCAUCGACAGAAAAACAUGAUUUUCUAGAGAUGGAAAGUUCAACAUCUGAUUCAGAUAUGAAAGAUAUUGAUCUAGAUCCAAAAUUUUAUCAUGUGCCUGAUCAAUUUCCAGUUUAAUACCAUGUAUAAAAUCUUAUAAUAUUAUACUAUGGUUAUAUUUUUUUAAGUUAAUUACUCUAUCAUUGUUUAAUUUUAUCAGCAUACAAACAUAUUUCUCUCGCAAUAAUCUCAGAUUUCACAUCCAAAACAAAAUAUUUUCAUUAUUUUUUAAAUGUUUUAACUUACCUAGCAAUCUAACAUUUUUAUUUUG
Molecule: messenger RNA, 3589 nt
Organism: Sipha flava (yellow sugarcane aphid)
Lineage: Eukaryota; Metazoa; Arthropoda; Insecta; Hemiptera; Aphididae
Gene: wnd
Product: mitogen-activated protein kinase kinase kinase 13
Exons: 13
Coding region: 1231-3396 (721 amino acids)
Biological process (GO): protein phosphorylation; JNK cascade
Molecular function (GO): JUN kinase kinase kinase activity; ATP binding
Source: RefSeq, a predicted model, not a curated record